AUUGCGACACUGAGUACUUCCUUGAAGGCUAACUCACCACACCCGGAAGGUUUUUUUUCCAGCUAGUGCUUCGACAAAAUGACUCUUUUCUGGAUGUUUCAGGCUGCUCUAAUAAUAACACUCUGUGCCAGCACAGUAGAUGUUUCAACGAUAAAUGUAUCGUGCUCGGACAUUCAAAGACAAGAAGGUUUCCAGUUCAAAUAUGAUCGUCCACCUGGAGCUGAAAUUUUGGUUCACCAUGGAAAGACUCUGAUUGGUUCUUUGGAAAUUGGAAAACAACCUAAGCUUUCCUCUGAAGUUAUCCGGCUGGACAACAAAUCAGUUUUUACAAAGCAAUGCAGAGAUCUCUUGAUAAAAGUCUUCACAGUUAAAGAUCGGCAUGUGAAAGAACACAGGUUGUCCUUUAAAGUUACUGCGAAUAGUGACAAUCCUGUAACACCAAGCAGCCAAGUCAAUAACACGCAGUUUAUUCAGGAGAAUACUACGGAACCUGUUCUUCCAACACCAGAGAGCCAUACCGCUAUCAGUUCAUGGAUUGCCUAUUUAAUUGGAGCUUUGAUUGUGGUCUCUGUAAUCAUCAUCGGGGUCUUUUUAUACUUCUAUUUGUCUUGGAAAAAGAAAAUGAGCUUCCCAUGGCCUUGCAAUGCUCUCAAAAAGUGUAUCUCCACGAAGGCAGAGAGUUCAGAGACACAAGAAACUAGACCCCUCAGCGGAAUAGAAAUGCAGAUCUUAGAUACCGUGAAUCAACAAAAUGGUAAUAGCCUGGAAAACAUCCCUGCCACUGAACCGUCUGCCACUGAACCAUCUGGCAGUGGUGAAGAUGGGGUGGCGCAAGACAGCCCUCAUGGAUCUGUUCAUGUUGUCAGGUUAGGUGGUCUUUAUAACAACUUGAGUGGAACUCAGUGGAGCACAUUCCUCCGCCAAGAGUCAACAAACUGACCACUUGAGCAGAUAUCAGUUCUCUAAAUGGGCCUGAUUGUUUUUGUCAUUGAGAUCCAUGACUUUUUUACUGGAAAAACAGUAAAAUAAAAAAAUGUUGAAACACGUUUGAUAUAGCGAUGUUAAAGAAAGUGAUACAAAUUCCUGGAUCUGCAGCAAAAGUAUUAUUGUAAAAGUAAGAAUCGUGUUAGUCCGUUCAGCUGUUUUUCUAUAAUCUUGCUUUCACUCAAACAAUCCGACAGGGGUGAAAACAUAACCUCCUUGGCGGGGGUAAUGAUGCCCAUAUCCACAUUGACCUUUUGUUUCUCAAAACCCUAAAAUUAGGAAAUCUAGAGUGUAAUCUGCUAAAAGCUGUUUGUCUCCUUAGUAUUCAACCUCAGUGUAACGGUCUGGACCACAAAUUGGGAAACGAGGAAUUUAACUAGACAGAUAGCUCAUGAGAUUUGGUUCCAUUCUUAACUUGUAUUUGUUUUUCAGUGGAGACCAAAACAUCCCUGACGUCGACAGAGCCUCUCCUCAUGGAGACAUGAACAGUGUCAGGAACAUGAGAGAUGAUCCAGGCGGGAGCAAUGGAGAUGACUAUGUGAGUGUGGACAUCCCCGAUCCUGACAUGACAGCUGAAGCCGAAUCUCUGGUGAACAAGAGCGGCUAUGACCAAGAACAUGUCAGCAGGUGCUCUGCUACACCUGAACCUGACGUGGAGUCAAAGCCCAGGGUGAAGAACUUUGGAAUUUAUUGAUAGAUAAAACAACAACAGCUACUGCUUUAUCAGUAGUAGUUGUAAUAGUAAUAAUAAUAAUAAUAAUAAUAAUAUUAUAUAUAUAUAUAUAUACACAAUAGAAGUUUUCUUACUUUAUCCUUUUUGGGUGCAUUUUCUGACAUUUCCUUUCAGAUGAGCCUGACGUUCGCAGUGUUACGUGAUUAUAACGUCACUUCAUCUUUCUGAUCACAACAGUUUUUCCUUGAAAAAAACUUUGACAAUCCUGAUGGAAAACUAUGUUGUCUAAAUUACUCUCAGUUGUACAUUGAGACACAGUAGGACCGCUCGAUGAGAUGGAUCCGGUAACAUAUCAAUUUAAGUCAUUAGAGUUUAAUAAACAUAUUACAGCACAACACCGUACGGCACUGGUCUCAUUAAAUAAUAAAUUUGAUAAUAAUAAAAGCUUAAUAGUCAGAGUAUUAAACACUUGAUGAAAGGAUGAUGGGUGGACCACGUCAGAAAAUGUAUCCAAUACACACCUGUGAGAUCACUAACUAUUAUAUGAAGUCUUCUAUAUUGUAUUACAUGUUUAACAUUAUACAAUACAAAGGACAGUUUGUUCUGUUUUGUUUUUUUGUUUUUUUGUUAUUUGUUCUAUAACCUGAUUUGCUUUUUUUAUUUUGCUUAGUAUAAGGUUUUUUUCUGUAUUAGUUACCGUGCUUGUAUUUGGGAUUAGAGAUUAUGAUUCUGUACUUUACUUUUAUUUCCUAUGUACACAAUAGCAUUGAUUUAGCUUUUGAAUUAAUCUGUUUUAUUAUGUAAUAAUAGCAUCGUAUGUAAUUAUAAUAUGACAUCUCAUAUGAAUUUUAAACAGAUUUUAUGGCUUUUCUUUUUUUUUUGUUUUACUUUGUUUUCUGAAUUACUGAAGGCAACACAGCACUUGUGGUUCAUCUUUGAACCACAUGGGGGCAGUAAUUAGUCGUACAGUCCUACAACACUGAGCAACGUCAUCACACCUACUUAUGUUAAAUAAUCCAAAUGCAUUAUUAUUCCAGACUGCAAAAGCUUUCUCAAUUGUACCAACAUUUACAAAAUGCAUAUGGUUUCUUUACGUUCUGUAGUUUCAUGAUCAAACACUGUGGCCAGAACUAAACAUGCUUUGUAACAAAUCACGACUCAGUAUAUUUGUUCAAUAUUAUAUUAUAUGACUGCUGAUUGACUAUUGCGUGGUUCUUCUGUGUAAUCAGUGUGUGUGUGUAAUCAGUGUGUUUUGGUGCUGCUAAAGUGCUCUGAUUUAUUAAUCAACCAAUAAAAGAACAGUAGUUACAUUACA
Hippoglossus stenolepis (Pacific halibut) is the source of this 2972-nucleotide messenger RNA. RefSeq lists its product as uncharacterized. The coding region runs from base 79 to 939 and encodes 286 amino acids. NCBI's taxonomy places the organism in Eukaryota, Metazoa, Chordata, Actinopteri, Pleuronectiformes, Pleuronectidae. The transcript has 13 exons. The record is from RefSeq and is a predicted model, not a curated record.